AUGGAGAAAGUAGUGAUCGUGUGGGGAAAACCAGAAAGCUAUGAUGUGUGUACGUCUCGAAAUGAUUUGAAGUGGAUGGAUUGUAUUAAAUUUUGCAAGGAGUCAGUUGCGAUUCCAUUGUGUGCGCUCGCAGCCACUGACUAUAAAGAUAUGUGCUACUUCUGUCCUUAUGAGGGAGUUACCUCGGUAACUCCAGGAAUUGCUGAUGAAAGAAACAAAGUUGCCUUUCGAAUCAUGGUAAACUUGUUCAACUUUAGCACGUUGAAGUUUUGGAUUCAGGUCGACACUACUUCAUUAGACUACUGCCCCAGCGGGCGAGAGUCCCAUGGAUGGUGUAUUACUUUAAUUCAGACAUCUCCUCCUUUAAACUAUGCUGCAGCUGUUCAGGGAGCUGUCGACAACUGUGGAAAAGGGAUUUUGAGCGGUGUGACGAGUCAAUGGGAAAUGGAUAUUGUUGUUUAUCAAGGCGGGAAAAUUUAUGCCAAUUUACAAAAUAUGUCCUUCUACAUACGAAUGGAUGGAAAGAGAACAGCUGAAUGUGAGGCUACACCAACUACCGAGGAAUGUAUGAGUGUACAGGGAUUCGACACAAUGGACAAAGACGUGACGUCAUUCCAAUUCUAUGACUGGAUCACUGAUUCUUCUGCUGGUGCAACUACUGGAAAACAAUGUAUUGUUACAGUUUUUGACGGUGUCAAUAAUGGGAAACAAGACUUUGGAGAGUGUGGAGACACGACGUCACUGCCAGUAUAUGCGUUUGUUUGUGGACUGGAACCGGUUGCGUGA
Caenorhabditis remanei is the source of this 786-nucleotide messenger RNA. RefSeq lists its product as uncharacterized. The transcript is spliced from 6 exons. The record is from RefSeq and is a predicted model, not a curated record. NCBI's taxonomy places the organism in Eukaryota, Metazoa, Nematoda, Chromadorea, Rhabditida, Rhabditidae. Bases 1 to 786 code for a protein of 261 amino acids.